Messenger RNA from Phragmites australis (common reed), 2785 nucleotides. Its product is annotated as probable E3 ubiquitin-protein ligase RZFP34. Gene Ontology annotation, cellular component: nucleus. Bases 1528 to 2415 code for a protein of 295 amino acids. NCBI's taxonomy places the organism in Eukaryota, Viridiplantae, Streptophyta, Magnoliopsida, Poales, Poaceae. Gene Ontology annotation, biological process: protein ubiquitination; ubiquitin-dependent protein catabolic process. The transcript has 12 exons. Gene Ontology annotation, molecular function: ubiquitin protein ligase activity; zinc ion binding. The record is from RefSeq and is a predicted model, not a curated record.
AGCUUGCCUUCCGAAUCGCAGUCACCACUCCAGCCUCUCGCAGCCCUCGUCUCGUCUCCGAGUUCCCCAAAUCUGCACGCGCUACAGGGAUCCACCUUCCGUUCCAUCGGCGAACGGCCGCCGCGUCGUCCCGCCCUCUCGAUUCGGGCGCGUGUGCGCUAGGAAGUUCGUCAUACGCCUCGCGGUUUUUCUAGCUUUUUGUUCUGAUUUCUGUGCCCUUAAGAUUUGUUCGCUUGAUCGAUCUGUUUAGGUACGUGAGGUGACUAAUUGAUUGGCUUGAUUGUGAUGACUAAUUGAUUGGCUUGAUUGUGAUGACUAAUUGUGUGAUUUGUGUUGGUACGCUUGAAAAUUAGUGGGUGCAGCGCUUGCUUUUUUUAUCUGAUUCGUCUGACCUGUACCGACUGGUUGGGUGCCUAUGUGGGAUGAUUUUUGCUCUUCUAGUUUGGUGUUCAUGUUGAUUGCUUGGUCGAUUAUUGCGUGGGGAUCAUGAUUGCCCGGUACGUAUUGGUGAUUCAUAUAUAAAUAUGCACGCUGAUGCCCUAACAUGACAUUCUGUGAUCUCCACAACCAAUGGCCAUCACAUAUGAAUACUGCACUUUUCUUCCUUGCUCAUCUUUCCUCGUGCCAGAAACAUUACACCGUUUUGGUUCCUCUUUUGACUUGUGCGAACAACAGUGCCCUGAGCCCCUGAAAAUGGAAAAUUUUCAUUUAUUUCACAAAGUUAGAGAGAAGGUUUUAAGCAACUUAAUGAGAGAACCUAUCAAUCUAUCAUUCUUCUGGACGAGUUCCUGUGUGUGACCAGCUAUACACAGACGGCAACUGGGAAGGAGCAGCUUGUGGACUACCGGCUGGCUCUCGGCUUCCGUACUCCUAUGCAGAGAAUUGGGGAAGUGAUUUCUCUUAUGCAGGUCGUAAAACAUGUGUGACUUGUGAUCGAGAUGUUCUCUACCCAGUCAGGAAGUAGAGAUAGGUUAAAUUUCAGGUCUGAACCAGUGAAGACUUUAAGAAAAUCUUAGUAUCAUUCGUGAAAGAGGCAUGCUGGUUUUUCAAAGGUAUUUCUUAUUGAAGAAUCAAAGGAGUUAAAAAUCUCUUAUGGAUAGUAACUAAAGAUCAUGAAGAUGAAGCUGGUGGCUGCUGGAGAGAACGGGGGUGGACAACAUGAUAUAUUUGCUGCAGAUGGAUCACUGUGUUCGAAUUGCUUGGGAGUUCUCUGGAUGGAUACCCAUUGAGUAGUAUAUUUCUUUCACAGCUCACUGUCCAGCUAGUUGGUGCUAUCUGUGAUUGUUGGGUGAUUCAGUUUAUCGAGAAUUUGCUGGUUGGAGCUGUUCAGCGUUGCUUUCAUCGUUUGUUGAUAUGUCUGAUCUUCAACAGUAUACAGUGAUCCAGAACUGCAUGCAGCGGUUUCCUAGGACCUCUGAGUUCCGACUGCAUUCUGUAUUGAGAACAAUCCUGCUAAAUGCAUAAUACUUGCAGGUAUUUGUGUUGUGUUUGCCACUUGAUACCUUGUAACGGUAGAGAGCAGUCAAGAUGGGUGCCUUGGACCUACAUCUUGAGUCUGCUGCUGCUCAACAUGGACAAGCAAAGCUAAAUGUGGAGGGAUAUGUCCAGGGCUCUUCGCUCUCUGGUGGAAAUUAUUCAAACCCUAAUGAUUAUGAGAGACUUGAGACAGGAAUAAUGCAAUAUGGGUGUGCACAUUACCGAAGGAGAUGCCGCAUAAGAGCUCCUUGCUGCAAUGAGAUUUUUGAUUGCCGGCAGUGCCACAAUGAAGCUAAGAAUUCAAUUAAAAUUGAUACAAUGAAGAGGCAUGAACUUCCACGCCAUGAAGUGCAGCAGGUUAUAUGUUCAUUGUGUGGCACUGAACAAGAGGUACGACAAGUAUGCAUCAGUUGUGGUGUAUGUAUGGGGAAGUACUUCUGUGAAGUGUGCAAGCUCUUUGAUGAUGAUGUCUCAAAACAGCAGUAUCACUGCAAUGGAUGUGGAAUAUGUAGAAUUGGAGGCAGGGAUAAUUUCUUCCACUGUUCAAAAUGCGGAUGUUGUUAUUCUACAGUGCUGAAGAACAGUCAUGCAUGUGUUGAAGGAGCCAUGCAUCAUGACUGUCCAAUCUGCUUUGAGUAUUUGUUUGAGUCGACAAAUGACGUUACUGUCCUGCCUUGUGGUCAUACCAUUCAUGUAGAGUGUUUGAAAGAAAUGGAGGAGCACUUCAAGUUUGCAUGUCCACUUUGCUCCAAGUCUGUUUGUGACAUGUCGAAGGUAUGGGAGAGGCUGGACAUGGAGCUGGCGACUUUGUCGGACUCCUGUGAUGAUAAAAUGGUCCGCAUAUUGUGCAACGAUUGUGGGGCGAUAUCAGAGGUCCACUUCCAUUUUAUCGCGCACAAGUGCCAGAGUUGCAAGUCAUACAACACCCGUCAGAUCUGAAAUAUGGCAUUCUUAUGCGGGUUUCAUCUGCAACAGGCAUGAUGGCGCCUCUCGUGAGCUGCUGAGCUCGCGGACAGUAGCUGGCAGGAUUCGUCAAUCGGGGAGCUUGGGCUGAAUCAUAAUCACUCGAGAUUAUCUAUCUGAUAUCUGUGCUGUUAGCUGCCCUUUUUUAUUCAUGCCUCUUAGGGGCAUUUGUCUCAUAUAUCCUGUGAUCCUGUCUAUCUGUGGUCUCAGUGUGUCAGUGUUUCGGCGGUUGCUUCAUCGAUUGUAUCAUUGAGGUCCUUGAUGGGAUGAUUGCUCAAGUCUAUAGCUCUGAGAUGUCAUCUUUGCGAAAAAGAUGCUAAUAUCGUGUUUGACUCGUUUAGGUGCA